Molecule: messenger RNA, 242 nt
Organism: Acanthocheilonema viteae
Lineage: Eukaryota; Metazoa; Nematoda; Chromadorea; Rhabditida; Onchocercidae
Source: the annotation of a GenBank genome assembly
AUGGACGAAAUAAACAGACGUCGUAUUGCAGAAGCAACGGAAUGUAUUCAAAAAGCCGAAGCAUACCUGAAAACAUCGAUCAUAAAAAUGAAAUUCAAGCCUGAUUAUGAUAGUGCAGCAAUGGAAUAUGAUCGAGCAGCCAUUUGCUUCAAAAAUGCUUCACAAAUGGAACAAUCACGUGAUGCUUAUCUGAAAGCUGCACAAAUGCAUAAAGAAAAUGGCAAUUUAUUUCAUUGGGCCAA